Aspergillus mulundensis is the source of this 1797-nucleotide messenger RNA. RefSeq names its product arylsulfotransferase family protein. The record is from RefSeq and is a predicted model, not a curated record. The coding region runs from base 1 to 1797 and encodes 598 amino acids. The transcript is spliced from 2 exons. Lineage: Eukaryota; Fungi; Ascomycota; Eurotiomycetes; Eurotiales; Aspergillaceae.
AUGUCUCGUUCGACCUGGAGUGCUGAGCGCCGUUACCUUCACCAGAGAUGUUCUCUGUGGAUUGCGGGCACAAGUGCGAUCGUCAGCCUUCUCUACCUCUUUGACCUUUUCGUGGUUCCGCAGCUUUAUCGAUUCGACUUCCGCGGCGACUUGAGCUGGUAUGACCUGGGCGUGUACGGUUUCGGGCCUUCGAGAAGUUAUGUAUCGUUUGAGAAUGAAUCGCCUCUUGUGGAGAUCACCGAGUCGGAUAAUGGCACCGGAUGCGAUUCCCGGUAUACAUUCCUUGCGCCGCGCGGCGAUUCCGUCGCACAGGAAGGGCCCAUGAUUCUCGAUUCCCAAGGAGAGUUGGUGUGGAUGAAGCAUAACUGGGACACGACACACGACUUCAAAGUCCAGCGUUACCGGGGUCAGGACUAUCUGACAUACUGGGAGGGUAGCCAAGUUGAGGGGAGGGGAUAUGGGUCGUGGUAUAUGCUCGACUCAACAUAUACGCCGCGCUACGUGAUCAACCCAGUUGGAAACUACGGCGGCGAUCUGCACGAAUUUCACAUCACGAAGGACGAAACCGCUUUAGUGACAAUAUACGAUCCGACCCUGGCCGAUAUAUCUUCGAUCGGUGGUCCGGAAAUCGGCUGGAUGUAUAACUGUUUGUUCCAGGAGAUCGAUAUUGCUACCGGCGAGCUCAUCUUCGAAUGGCGGGCGUCGGAUUACUUCCCAAUGAACAGCACAUAUAACGCGCUGAAAGGAGCAGGCGAAGAGCGAGCCUCUGCCUUCGAUUUCUUCCACAUCAACAGCAUUGACAAGGACACCCAAGGCAACUAUAUCAUAUCGGCAAGGCACUUACACUCGAUCAUCUGCAUCUCCCAGCAUACAGGCGAGAUCCUAUGGACUCUGGGUGGACGGACGAACGGCUUCCAAGACCUCUCCGAUGGUCAGGCAACCAGCUUCUCCUGGCAACACGACGCUCGCUGGCACGCGGAUAGCAACACGCUGACAUUGUUUGACAACGCGGCCCAUGCGCAUUCCGAUCCGGACUUCCAGAGCCGUGGAAUGACUAUCCACCUCGAUGUUGCCAAUCGGGAGGCUACCUUACUUAGCGCAUUCUAUCAUCCAUACCAUACGAAGUCCGUUUCUCAGGGUAAUCUCCAGGUUCUAGAUGACAGCGGCCGUGUCCUCAUCGGCUGGGGCCACAGUGCGGCAUACAGCGAGUUCAACGCGGACGGGCGGUUGCUAUGCAACGUGCAUUUCGGUGCAUCCGCAUUUUGGGACUUUGGGCGAGUGGUCUCCUAUCGAGCUUUCAAGGCGGACUGGGUUGGGAACCCUCAGUCUCAGCCGGACGCCAUGGUGGUUGGGGACGUGGUGUACGUGAGCUGGAAUGGAGCGACUGAAGUCGCAAGCUGGCGACUCGAGACGUGGAAUUUCGAUCACAACGAAACGGUUGAUGAGCCGGAUCUCACCGAGGACGUCAUAGUACUGCAUGAAUAUGCGAAGACAGGGUUCGAGACCGACAUUCUCCUGCCCCCUGAGCUUGACUGCUCCAUAUUCCGUCUAGCGGCACUAGAUGCGGUCGGAAAUGUCUUGGGAGUUACCGAUCCGCUUCAACGACAAGCUGAUGAUUCUGCUGCUGCAAUUGUACAAUCUGUGAUCGUGGGAGUUUCCAGCAUCACCGGUAUCUGCGGCAUCGUUGCCGUAAUAUCUCGGAUAUGCGGUUCAUUCCGUCGACGACAGGGUUCGUGCCGACGAUGCGACUACCAGCUGCUCCCGGUUGGUGAACGUGAUGAGGCAGGACCAGGCUGA